This is a messenger RNA of Sebastes umbrosus (honeycomb rockfish), 2954 nucleotides long. RefSeq names its product SH2 domain-containing adapter protein E-like. Bases 490 to 1902 code for a protein of 470 amino acids. Gene Ontology annotation, molecular function: phosphotyrosine residue binding. Lineage: Eukaryota; Metazoa; Chordata; Actinopteri; Perciformes; Sebastidae. The record is from RefSeq and is a predicted model, not a curated record. The transcript has 6 exons.
CUCUAUACUCCAGGCGCAGUCAGGAGCCUCAUUGCGACAGUGGAGAGUUGUGUGAAAGACCAGAUAAGCCACUCUGGGAAUGGGAUCACAAAUCAGAAGCAAGAAGAACUUUGCCUUCUUUCGGGUCUUCCCACUCCGAAGAUAUCUGUUCAUCCAAAGGGAAUAAACUUUUUCCUCUGAGCAGAAGAAGGAACAGGUGUAAGAACAUCACAAAUGGGAUAAAGAAGUGGUAUUUUUUGCCAAAUAGGCAUGUAAGUUUUCACUUUUUUUUUUUUUUUACUUUUAAGAUAGAGCCAUUGCUCUAAAGUGAGGUGUGGAGAUCCUGUGGUCUACAUGCUCUAUAUCCUAGAAUAAAGCAGCGGAAGUCUUUUGUUAUAGAAAGGCUGUGUGUUUGUAAAGGUGCGUCUCUGGGGUCCUGUGGCAUAUGGGGUGCUAAAAAGGUGUCAAAGUACGCACAGAGGUUUUUAUUGAGUUUCCAUCUGAGUCACAAUGGCAAAGUGGUUCAAGGAGUUCCCCACCAAUCUGAAGAACGGUACCGACAGGAUCCGCUCAGCCUCCGAGUCAGGCUCACAACAACCCAGUAAAGCCAGUAAAGUUGGACUGGUUGGUACCAAAACAUCUGGUUCCACCAAAACAGGAGGUGGAGGAGUCGGGUCUCUGCUGUCCGGGAGAAACCGAAAGAACUCGGCCAUAGAGUUGAGUAGAACCGGUGUCAGCUCCUUGAAAGAUGGUAAAGUUUGGGAAAGUCUCCUACUGUCUGGGAAGAGUCGCAAGAACUCCAAAGCUGAGCCGGUGUUUGAGGAGCAGCAGCAGCAGCAGCAGCACAGAGCUGCUGUGAAGAGCUCCUCUCCAUCUGCCAACGCCUUCAUCAGCCGGCUGAUCAGGGUGGACAAACAGGACAAAAGCCCCAACUUCAACACUUCAACCAUCACCAACCAAGUGGUACCUGAAGCUGAGAAACCAGCAGCCCAGUGUAAAGCAGAGACGGUGAUCAUCCUUGAGGAUUACGCAGAUCCUUUUGAUGCUCAGAAGACCAGAGAGCAAAGGGAGGCGGAGCGGGUCGGGGAGAACGAUGGUUACAUGGAGCCUUACGACGCCCAGCAGAUGAUUACUGAGAUUAGACGUCGGGGGUCCAAGGACCUGCUGAAGGUGUGUGUGCUGAUGGAGGCGAGCGAGGAGACGGCAGAGGAAGGUCAGCCCGUGCCCUUACAGAUAUACGACAUCCCGUACGAGGGGAGUGGUGACGGGGACAAGACGGCGGUCACUUGGCCCGAGCUGGAUCCUCGACCCUCCACUGAGUACGAGCUGCCCUGGGAGUGGAGGAAGGAGCACAUUGUCAGAACUCUGUCGGCACAGUUUGACAGCCCUGAACGGCAAACCAAAGAUGAGACGCCUCACCCCACACUCACCAGGCAGCCCCAACAUCCUCCAACCCAGCCGCCGCCAUCGCAGCAGAAUCAGCAUCUGAGGCAGAAGAGCUGGACCCAGAAGAUCCUGCGGUCCUCUCCUCCGACCCUGUCGCCAUCAUCCACCCCCGGUAGCAACCCUGAACCCGAGGCCUGCUGCGUUCACCCCUCCCUGCCCCUGGAGAAACAGAGCUGGUACCAUGGCUGUGUGACUCGCCAGGAGGCGGAGCUCCAGCUGCAGUCCUGCAAAGAGGCCAGCUUCCUGGUCAGGAACAGCGAGUCGGACAACAGCAAGUACUCCAUCGCCCUCAAGACGAGCCAAGGCUGCGUUCACAUCAUCGUGGCCCAGACCAAAGAGAGCGGCUACACCCUGGACCAGAGCAGCUGCGUGUUCCCCAGCAUCCCAGAGGUGGUGCACCACUACUGCACCCAGCGGCUGCCUUUCGACGGCGCCGAGCACAUGACUCUGCUGCACCCAGUACCUCGCAUCCACUGACUCCACCCCACACCCUACCCCUGCUUAGGUAUACAAAACAAACACACCUCUGGGCCUUUUCCUGCAUGGACAACAUGUUUAUCAGUCAAGACCUCACCUCUCCCAUGAAUGUGUACUUCUACAGCUCUGUCUCACUUUAUAACCUCCUGUAUGACCCUACAUUGUGUGUUCUUUUUAUUUGAUGAUAAGAAACAUUUGCAUUGUGUCUCUCUGGAUGUCUUCUUCUGUCUUUAUUUUACUUUGAUGUGCAGCUGAUGCAAAACCUCUAAGCUGCUGUUUUGCAUGUAAACAAGGGGAGAAGCAGGACGCAGACGACGAGGCACUUUUAAUGAUUCAAUGAGAGUUGGAUUGGGACCAAGACUCAUACACGGAUGUUUAAUUAUCCAACGUGGCUCUAUCAGAAGCUACACGUGAUACUUUUUGUUACUGACACUAACUUACUAUGAAGCAGAAAGGAGUGAAACUCAGCAGUUUGUGGCUCUCUUUCCCUCUCUGGUGGACGUGCUGGUACACUACACCAACAUGCCAACAAAGAAUUCUCUUCUUUCCUCAAAACUGAUAGUUGGUCAAAUCCACACACAGAGCAUAUCAUUACACUCAUCAAGAUAUGAACAAAGACAAGCUUAUUUUAAUAUUUGUGCUCGCAGCAUAUUUCUAAUUUAUGCUCUUAUGCUUGUUAGUCGUCUGUAACCACUGCCCCUUGAGGAUUUCCUCUGUUUUACUGUGAAUGAGGGAGUUGUUUCCAUUGUAUUAUGUGUGCACUGUGAAGAGUGAGUGAUUCACCCUGAUGCAAUGUGCCUUGCAGGACCAUGGCUUAGUGUUUUUCAUGGCGAGAACUGAGGCCACGUUUCAUCUUUGAUUUUCUGCUAAACAAGCCUGUUAAUUAUGGGGGAAUAUCUGUAAAAUAAACCUGAAAAUUAGCGUGAUUUGUGGUAAGAAAACAUUGUAAAAUGAAUGGGUUUUGACAUCUUUAAAUGGGGAUCACUUAUAGGUAUAAGUGUGAGAAAUUAAUGACAGAUUUUGCAAUAAAAUAAUCAAGAAAAAGAAACAAC